This is a messenger RNA of Dentiscutata heterogama, 414 nucleotides long. NCBI's taxonomy places the organism in Eukaryota, Fungi, Glomeromycota, Glomeromycetes, Diversisporales, Gigasporaceae. The record is from the annotation of a GenBank genome assembly.
CAAAAAUAAAUUUAAGUGAUAAAGCAAAAGCAGAAUUUUUAGAAGAAAAGGAAUGUGCACAAUUCGGAAAUCUUCUUGGAGAAUCCUUGUGGCAAUCUGGUAUAGUGCUUAAAAACAAUUUACUGACCUUAGAAAAUCCACAAUCUCUUGAACAAUAUGCUGCAGCAUUGCCCCGAAAUUUGUGGAAAAUUUGGUUACCUCAUGUUUUGGGUUCACUUUGUAGACGUUUACAUAUGAUUUCAAAACUUUAUAAAAUUCUUCAUUCCGCACAUAUUAUUUCUUACAUUUGGGAUCAUAAAGUUCGUACAGAAAAACGGCGUAUAGAAUCUUCUAAUCCUGCUAACAGACUUGAAGUUGGAAAUAAUAUUUACAAUCUGUUAGCUUCAAAACAUUCUGAGCAGAUAUAUAAGGGUC